Cuscuta campestris is the source of this 912-nucleotide messenger RNA. Lineage: Eukaryota; Viridiplantae; Streptophyta; Magnoliopsida; Solanales; Convolvulaceae. The record is from the annotation of a GenBank genome assembly.
GAAUAAUAAUUCCCCACCCCCAUAACUAUAAACUCCAUCCCCAAAAUGGAUAACAAUAAAUAUAAUUAAUAAUUCCCUCCCCAAUUCUAUAAAUAAUUAAGUAUAUACUUAUUCACAACUUCAACUACCUAGCUCAUUAACCAUCAGAUGACAAUGAAGGUUUUAUUAAUCUUUGUGCUUUCCCUCCUCUUCUCUCCACCACUCAUUUCGGCCGCUGCCGCCGCAUCACCGGCCGUCCUCGACGUGAAGGGCAAGCCGCUUAUAGUCGGCUCAAACUACUUCGUCCUCCCGGUGAUCCGCGGCGGUGGUGGGGGGCUAUACCCGGCCAACACCAAACCGAACACGUUCGGAUGCCCUCUGGACAUCAUCCAGGAGGCGAGUGAAGUCCAGAAGGGCAUUCCGGUCGUGUUCAGCCCGGUCAACGCCACCGCCGCCGUCCCCUUGUCGACCGACCUCAACGUCAGGUUCUACACCCCGACGAUUUGCGCGCGGAGGAUGGGGUGGAAAAUGGACGGCCUCGACGAGUCGUCGAAGCAGUACUUCGUGAAGACGGGCGGGGCCGAGGGGAACCCGGGCCCGCAGACUUUGAGCAGCUGGUUCAAGAUCGAGAAGGCGGGGAGCGAUUACAAGUUCGUGUUUUGCCCGACCGUUUGCAACGUUUGCAAAGUGGUUUGCAAAGACGUGGGAAUCUAUGUGCAGAAAAAUGGGGCCCGGUUUUUGGUGCUGAGUGAGGUUCCAUUCAAAGUUAUGUUUGAGAAGACCUUUUGAUUCGUUGGAAGCUUAGAAUUGUUGUUUCUACUUCAGUUUUGGAGUUGGAUUUUGUAUGGUACUCCGAUCCAUAUGUGUCAAAAUUCAAAACAACUCCCUCACAUCCAAAUAAAAAAAGCAUCUUAAUAACACUUAUGAAAUAAU